Cuculus canorus (common cuckoo) is the source of this 7723-nucleotide messenger RNA. RefSeq names its product serine/arginine repetitive matrix protein 2. The record is from RefSeq and is a predicted model, not a curated record. Bases 936 to 7571 code for a protein of 2211 amino acids. The transcript is spliced from 12 exons. NCBI's taxonomy places the organism in Eukaryota, Metazoa, Chordata, Aves, Cuculiformes, Cuculidae. Gene Ontology annotation, molecular function: mRNA binding.
UGGAAUGGGCUCAGCUAUAGGGGACAGGGCUUGGAUUGGCUCUGCUAGAGGGGACAGAGUAGAAUGGGCCUUGCUAUAGGGGCUGGAGGCUGGGAUGGGCUUUUCUGUAGGGUAUCAGGGGGAUAAGCUCUGCUAUAGGGGCUGAGAUGGGCUUUUCUAUAGAGAACAAGGGGCCCUGCUAUAGGGAAUGGGGGGAACAGGCUUUGCUAUAGGGGACAGGGGCUCUGCUGUAGGGGAUGGGGCUGGGAUUGGCUCUGCUAUAGGGGAGAGGGGGGAUGGGCUUUUCUAUAGGGGACAAGGGGCUCUGCUAUAGGGGACAGGGCUGAGACUGGCUCUGCUGUAGGAGCUGGGGGCUGGGAUUGGCUCUGCUACAGAGAACAAGGGCUCUGCUAUAGGGGAUGAGGAGGAUGGGCUCUGCUAUAGGGGACGAGGCUGGACUGGGCUGUUCUAUAGGAGAAAAGCCUUUGGCGCCCCCUAUAGGCCUGUAUGGGGGGAAUAAAUUCAGCCCUCUGCCCCACAAGAUGGCGGCCGCACGCGGGGAACGCUGGGAGUUGUAGUCCCGCCGUCCUCCAGUUCUCCGGUAAGGCAUGGCGCACAGGACUACAUUUCCCAUCGUCCCCUCCGCCGCCAGGACAACCGGCUUCGAUAAGAUGGCUGCCGAGUGCGGUGCAUUGUGGGAGUUGUAGUGCAGGCGUCCACAGUAGCUUAUUGAGCGAGGCGGACUGGGACUACAUUUCCUGUCGUGCGCCGCGCAAGCUCAGCGGCCCCGCCCGCAGCCGGAAGCAGAGGUGGGGGGCGCGCGUGGCGUCGCCCUUUUGCGUUUUGGAGUCCGGGUGCUCGGCCGCGGCGGCAGCGAGAGCGACGGAGGGAGAAAGAGGCGGCUAGGAAUCCCCGACUGGGCCCCAGCGGAGCCGGGGUGAGGAGAGGCGCCCGCCAUGUACAAUGGGAUAGGGCUGCCGACGCCGCGGGGCAGCGGCACCAACGGCUACGUCCAGCGCAACCUCUCGGCCCUGCGGCACAAGAAGGAGCAGAGGGGGGGCAGCGGGGAGGCCCCCCCGGGCGAGGAGGAGCUGCGCAGGCUGGAGGCCAGCCUGGCCAAGAAACCCAACCCCGAGAUCCUGGACCACCAGCGCAAGAGGAGGGUGGAGCUGAAAUGCCUGGAGCUCUCCGAGCUGAUGGAGGAACAAGGCUAUGCCGAGGGGGAGAUCCAGGAGAAGGUGGCCACCUUCCGCAUGAUGCUGCUGGAGCAGGACGUGGCGCUGGGCGAGCCGACCGACCAGAAACCCACGGUGACCGAGACCCACCAGGUGGCGGAGGCUAACGAGAAGAAGAACGAGCGCUUGCGUGCGGCCUUUGGCAUCAGCGAAUCCUACGUGGAUGGCAGCUCCUUUGAUCCCGCUCGCCGCGCCAAGGAGGCGGCGCCCCCAGAACCCCCUAACCCUAUCAGUGCUGCGCGAGAGUCGUCCAGCUCCCGCUCGCCAUCGCCCAAGCAGAAGAAGAAGAAGAAAAAGAAGGAUAGGGGCAGGUCUGCCAGUCGCUCCGGGGAGAGAAAGAAGAGCUCGAAGAAGAAAAAGCACAGGACUGAGUCUGAGGGCAAGAAGCGGAAGCACCGGUCUCCCAGCCCCAAGGCCAAACACAAGGCCAAAGAGAAGAAGCGCAAGAGAUCCACCAGUGAAUCGGCAUCGCAGAAGAGCCGCCGGGAGGAGCGCUCCACGUCCCCGGCCGGCUCCUCCUCGUCCUCCGCCUCCUCCCGCAGCCGGUCCCGCAGCGCCACCGCCCCGAAGCCCCCGACCCCCACCGUCGGCCGAGAAAAGGAGGAACCGGCUCCGGCAUUGGCACAGCCGGGCCUCGCUGCCACAUCGGAGGGAGCGCCGGAGCCGGAGCCGCAGCAGCCCCCGGCGUCCCCGCCGGCCGCCCCUGCCGUCGAGGAGUCCCAACCGGCGGAGCCGCCCGUGAGCGCAGCGGCACCCCCAGAGCCGCCCCCUGCUGCCGCCCCCCCCGACCCCCCGCGUGCAACCUCACCCACCCGCCACUCACCCUCCCCGCUGCCGGAGCCGCCGCCGCUGCUGCGCCGUGCUACGUCUAGCCCGUCACCACCGCGGCGCCCCAAAACUCCCCCGGCUCCGGCAUCGCGGCGUGACCGCUCCCCGUCUCCCCCAAAACGCUCCCGCACCCGUCGUGACCGCUCCCGUUCCCGCUCGCCACCUGGCACUGGUGGGAGCCGCCGUGCUCGCUCACGCUCGCGCACACCACCGCGCCGCCGCUCGCGCACCCCACCACGCCGCCGCUCCCGCAGCCGCCGCCGCGGUCGCUCCCGGUCCCGCACGCCGCCCCGGCGCCGCUCCCGGUCCCGCACGCCGCUCUGGCGCCCCAACUCCACCAGCCCCAUCCGCCUGCCGCCACGAUCGCGGUCUCGCACGCCACCGCGCCGCAAUAAAUCGCGCUCGCCCACACGCCGCGGCCGCUCCCGGUCCCGCUCCCCUCGCCGCGCUUGGUCUCGCAGUCGCACCGGCGGGCGCUGGGGCCGCUCGCGGUCACGCUCCCCAAUCAGGCGCCGCUCGCGAUCCCGAUCCCCGGUGCGCCGCCGCUCCCGCUCCACGCGGCGCCGCUCCCGCUCCACGCGGCGCCGCUCCCGCUCCCGCACGCCUCGGCGCGGCCGCUCCGGUUCCACGCCACCACGUCGCAGCCGCUCGCUCUCCUCACCAGAUCGGCGUCGGCGUGGGCGCGGCUUAGGCCGGCGCAGCCGUUCUGACUCGUCUCGGCGUGGCGGGCGCCGUAGCCGCUCACUCUCCUCCCCACGGCCCAAGAAGCGGGCGCGCGCCUCAUCCCGCUCGCCCUCGCGCCGGCGCCGCCGCAGCUCCACCGCGUCCCCUGCGCCGCGCAAAGCCAAGAGCCCCUCGCCCUCCCUGUCGCCCCCCAAGACUAAGGCCCCCACCCCUCCUCCUGUUCUGCCCGCGCCACCGGCACGCCCCAAGUGGGUGCCGAUUGCUGAGCUGCACCCGGCAGCACCGCAGCCCCCACCCAGCCUCGCCAAACCCAACGCCGAGACCAAGCCAGCAGCGCCCAAGUGGGUGCCGAUCGGCGGAGCACAACCUGUCCCCCCAGGCACCGAGGCAGCUGCCACCCCUGUGACACCAGCAGCGACGCCAGAUCCAGCUAAAGCAGCUGCUGAGGGGAAGGUGGCGACGCCUGUCAACACCGAAGCCACCUGCGGCGUCAAAGCGGCAGCGACUAACGAGGUGAAGCCGGCUGCUCCGGCGCAGCCCAGCGUCACCAAAGCAGCGGCUGCGACAGAGGCGAAGCCGGCAACUGCGGUGCAGCCCGGAACCACGAAACCAGCAGCUGCUACAGAUGCGAAGCCAGUGACUGCGGCACAGCCGGCUGUUACCAAACCAGCGCCUGUUACCGAUACAAAGCCAGUGCCUGUGGCCCAGCCUGGAGUCACCAAACCAGUGCCGCAAGCGGAGGUGAAGCCGGCACCUACAUCGCAAACCAGUGUCACCAAACCAGCAGCACCACCCCAAAUGGCACCGCAGCAAAACCUCGGCAAACCAACGGCAGCAGCUCUGCCGUCGCCACCCAAACCAGGAGUUGCCGAGAUGAAACCAUCGGCACAGCUGGGCGUGAAAGCAGCUGCGUUGGCACAGCAGAGCUCGGGGAAGCCACCAGGAACACCGCCGGCAGCUGGAGUGCCCAAAGCUGCACCGGCCACUGAGGUGAAAGCGGCUCCACCGCAAAGCCCCAAACCAGCGCCCACCGUCGAGGCAAAACCAGCAACUCCGGCAUCCCCGAAUGCUCCCAAACCUGCGCCCUUGGUGUCUCCGAACCUGCUGAAGUCGGCACCAGCUGCCGAAGCAAAGCCAGCAAUGCCGGCCCAGCCACCCGCCACCAAACCAGUGCCCGCCGAGGUGAAAACAGCAACGCCAGUGUCGCCGUCUGGUGUCACCAAACCAGCUCCAAUCGCUCCACCAACGCCGACCGUCACCAAAUCUCUAGCACCCUCACCGCCUGCGCUAAGUCCGUCCAAGCCGGCGCCUACCAGAGCCGUGCCGAAUGCCACUGGCAAACUGGCCACCCCACCACCACCACCUCCGGGCCUGCCGCGCGUGCUGAGUGCUGGGCUACGCACCGCCGCACCGGGAAAGCUGCUGCCGGCCUCGCGCCUCAGCCUCCCAUCCUCGCCUGUCGCUGGCUCAGUGCUGCCACCCGCCAGCCAUGCCAAACCGCUGCCGCGCCUGCUCCCUGCACCCAAACCGCAGCCGCUCGUCGCCACUGCCGCCCCACGCCCACCGGAGCAGCCCCGUGGGCCCUCGCCCCCACGCCUCAGCCGCGCCACCGACACUGCUGCUACCCCACGCCACGAGGACGAGGCCGGGCAGCCGGUGUCACCGCCGGUCCUGGAGAAGAUGGCGCCGGAGCAGCCGGAGCCACCCAAGGGCACUGAUGCCGUCACUGUGGCCAACGCCAUCACCAAAGCCACGGUGGCCGCUGUCACUGGAGGCGCUGCUACAGUCGCCACUGCCCUGAGUGUCACCAGUGCCACCACCAAGGCCACUGUGGAUGCCAAGGCUACCGCGGGCGCUGCUAACACCAUAGACGCCACCACCAAGGCCAGUAUGGAUGUCCCCAAGGCCACUGUGGCCUCUGCCACCGCAGAUGUCUCCAAGGAGGUCCCCAAGGCCACUGUGGCCACUGCAGGUGUCACCGUGGCUGCCAGUGUGGUCACCAAGCCCGUUGUCACCGCUGCUGCUGCUGUGAAUGCUACCAUUAAGGUCGAGGCCGUCAGUAGUGCCACUGGUGCUGCUGCGGGGGCCGUUGUCACCAGUGUCACCAGUGGUCCCAGUUUCACCGCGGGCUCUGUUGUCACCGCAGGCGCCAGUGCCACCACCAGUGCUCCCAGUGUCACUAGGGCUGCUGUGGACUCCAGUGCCGCCGCCAUCGCCACCAGUGCUCCCAGUGUCACCAGGGCUGCUGUGGAUUCCAGUGCCACUCCCACUGUCACCAGUGCCGCUCCCGUGGCCGCCAGUGCUCCCAGUGUCAUUAGAGCUGCUGUGGACUCCAGUGCUCCUACAGUCACCAGAGCUGCUGUGGACUCCAGUGCUCCCAGUGCCGCUAGCGCCACUUCGGCCACCAGUGCUCCCAGUGCCGCCACUGUCACCAUCACCCCUGUGGGCACCAGUGCUCCCAGUGUCACUGUGACCCCUGUGUCCACCAGUGCUCCAAUUACUUCCAGUACCAGCGGUGUCACCGUGACCCCCGUGACCACCAGUGCUCCCAGUACUCCCAGUCUGAGCAGCAUCACCGUGACACCUGUGGACACCAGUGCUUCCAGUACUGCUAGCGUCACCGUGAGCCCCGUGGACACCAGUGCUCCCAGUAUUCCCAGUACUGGUAGCGUCACUGUGACCCCUGUGGACAGUAGUGCUCCCAGUGUCAGCAGCAUCACCGUGACCCCCAGUGCUCCCAGUACCACCUGUGUCCCUACGCCCCCCGCAGACACCAGUGCUCCUACUACCACCAGCGAUGGCCCCGCUCCGAUGGACACCAGUGCUCCCAGUACCACCAGUGACACCGCCUCCCUGUUGGACACCAGUGCUCCUAGUGCUGUCCCUGCCCCGGAGAAGCAGAGCUCGUCCUCAUCCUCAUCAUCCUCCUCUUCCUCCUCGUCCUCGUCCUCCUCUUCCUCCUCCUCCUCUUCCUCGGAUUCCGACUCCGGCUCUAGCUCCUCUGAGUCGGGGCCCCCCUCGCCGGCUGCGCCUGAUGCCACCACCACAGAGUCUGUGCCGCCGGCUUUGCCGCCCUCAGCGCUGACUUCAGACACGACCACGCCUCCCUUGGCCUCGGCGCCCUCAGAGCCAUCGGUGCCUGCCGCGGUGCUGCUGACGGCCGAAUCCCGUGAAGGCCGUUCCCGCCGCAAGCGCCGCCGCUCCAGCUCCUCCUCUUCCUCCUCCUCCUCCUCUUCUUCUUCCUCCUCUUCCUCCUCCUCCUCUUCCUCUUCGUCUUCGUCUUCUUCCUCCUCCUCCUCAUCCUCCUCCUCUUCCUCUUCCUCCUCCUCCUCCUCCUCUUCAUCCGCUGCCUCGGCUGCUCCAGCUCCUGCUGCCAAAGCCUCACGGUACAUGGAGACCCCGCAACCCCCGCCCACCACCCAAACCCCGCCCACUCCUAACCAAACCACACCCACCUCUACCCAAGCCACGCCUGCUCCCAUACAAUCAACGGUCGCUCAGGCCGCGCCCACUUCCUCUCAAACCACGCCCACCGCGGCGCAAACCGCGUCCAUCCCAUCGACAACACAGGCGGUGACCACGCCCACAUCUACUCAAGCCCAGCCCCUUUCCACCCAGGCCACGUCCACGUCCUCACAGACCACACCCACGUCCUCCCAGGCCACGCCCACCACAUCCCAGGCCACGCCCACGUCGCUGUUGUCGCUGACGCCCAAGGGUGGCUCGACGCCGCUGCCCCGCCUGCCCGGCUCCCUCUUGGCCCUCCCGGCUGCCCGCGGGCUGCGCCCCUCACCGCGGCCCCCGGGUUCCCUGCUGGCCCUCACCCCGCCACGCGGAUCCCCACGAGGCCCUUUCCCUCUGCUCAGCGCUCGUGGCGCCUUCGCCCGUGCCGCCUCCCCGUUCCUGGCCACGCCGGCUCGCGGCGGCAGCUACCCCCGCACCCCAAAUUCCUCCCCGUUCUUCCAGCGGGGCGGGAGUGGCAUCGGGAGCGGUGGUGGUGGGGUGUGUUCUUUCCCAACCGGACGCUUGGGUUCCUGCAUCCAUCGUUUCCAGGGAAACGUGGGGAUGGGGUGCGCCGGACGCCUGGGUGGCUGCCUGCACCGUUUCCAUGGUAACGGUGGGUUGGGCUGUAGCGCCGGGCGGGUGAAUCCCUGCAUCCAUCGCUUGGGAAGCGGCACCGGGUGUUGCUACCACCGUGCCGGCGGCUCCCCUGCGCCCCAGCGCUCCCCGUCCCCCUUUGCCAUCACCCCGGCCAUGGCCUCUCGUAUGGCCCAGUAUGGCACCACCGGCUCCCAGUACAAUACCGGCACUUCCCAGUAUGCCCAGUACGCAGCGGGGAGCUCUCAGUACAGCGUCAAUGCUGCCCAGUACGGUGUCGGCGCCGCCGGUGCUCAGUACAGCUCCCAGUACAAUGCCCAAUAUGGCACCGGGGCACAAUACCAGUAUGCCCUCAGCUCCCAGUAUGCCACCGGCACAGGCACUGCCCAGUAUGCCCAGUACGCCCAGUAUAGUGCCCAAAGCGGGGACGGCACCCAGUAUAGCGCUACAGCAGGAGGGGACACCACCCAAUAUGCCUCCACCGCCGCCCAGUAUGCGGCCAGUGCCGCCCAGUACGCAGCCUCAGGGGCUGGCGUGGCAGCCAAUGCGGCGGUGGCAGCAGCAGCCGCCGGGACGGGGACGGAUGCCUCCCAGUACGCAGCUCAAACUGGGGCCCAGUACAGCACCACUGGGGCUGGUGCUACCUGGGGGGAGGUGGCCCAAGAGGCCACUUGGAGCACGGGGACGGUGGCCAGCGGCACUGGCACAGGGGUGACCUGGGGGUCCUGGGUGUCCCCUGCCCAAUAGCACCCACACUCUGCCCCACACAUUUGGGGCAGCCCCAGGGCCGGAGACGAAGGCAGAGCUUUCACCCCCACCCCCUUCCCUCCCCACCCCUCCCCCGAGUCCCAGAGGAGGUGAGGAGCUGUGGGGUGGAGCCGUGGGGAGAACGAUGUGGA